CUAAAUACAUGAGCUUUGAGCAUGGUUAAAUUUGUCUACCUAUCAUGUUAUGUGUGUAAGGAUCCUCUUGUAGAUCCUGUAGCACUUUCUUGCGGUUAUACCGUUUGUCGAGACUGUGUUGAUAUUAUACCACAGAAAGUAUUCCAUUGUCCCGUUCCAGACUGUAAUCAGCCAUCACAUCUAUUCGGACGAAGCCUUCAUCCCGACACCACUGUUUUCGCCAUAUCUCGCUUAAUCACAAAUACAGCCCACCCUUCUUCAGAAUUAUCAUCACAUCUUACCCAGAAAUCAAGUGCAUUAUCAACAAUCAUGGAGUGUAUGCAUUGUCACGACCCAUUUUCAGAUCCAAUAACCACUCACUGUGGCCACACUUUUUGCCGUCUAUGUGCCUUGUUCCUCAAAGCAACUAAAAAUCAUUGUUCAGCGUGUAAACUCCCAUUACCUCGUUACACUUCUCUUGUUAAUCAGCCAAGUAACCGCAUGAUAAGUCAACUAAGCAAGAAGCUAUUCCAAGACACUCAACGUAGAACCAGUCGCGAUCUUGGAAGCAGUAAUAGGCAUAAAUCUGUGGUGCUGUACGUUUCUCAAGCAAUUAUUUUACCUCACCAACGCUUUCGCCUACCCGUAAUGCCUGAAGAUAGAAGCCGCUUUCAAACAUGCUUGUUAAAAUCCUCGCGGUAUGAUAAUGUCUGUAUCGGAAUGGUUUACUGUGGUACCAAGCUUAGCUUGAUGGGUACCCUUGUAAAGAUUCUUGCUGUCGAGCAUCGAUCAGACGGUAUUCUAUUGGUUGAUUUAGCUGGCCUCGAUAGAUUCCAAGUCCUUGAUCACAGUCCUUAUAUCAAAGAGGAUACCGAUACCAGCCUCUUAGCUACAAUCAACAUCCUACCUGAAAUCCACUUAUCUGAAGAUUGCGUUGGGUUCCAAACUAUCACAGACACAGAACUUAGCUCGCAGUCAUCUCUUACUGAAGAUGAGACUAAUGAAGAGAGUUCAUUGAGUGUUGAUGUAGUUGAGAUUGGACGCCCAUUGUGGGCAGCAGAUAUUAUGCCUCAACAAGAUGACACCUUUAACUCUAUUGACUUACCAGAUGACGAGACAGAAUCUAUGACAAUUACAAUUCGCGACUUUAUUCACCGUCUUGCAAGCCCGCCUGUGACAGGAUGCAAAGCAUCAACAGAGGGCUUAUUUGGUCCAACAUGGUUUACAAACAUUCAGAUCUUACAUGGUGAUAUGCCUCCACUCUCCAGAUCAGCUGCAUUGUGUUGGUGGGUUUCAUUCGUAUUACCAAUCCUGAAUAAGGAUAAACUGCGACUGUUGAAAACGUUACCAUUAAAGAGUCGCUUGGCGCUAGUGUUGUCCUGGAUUGACCGCCUGGAACAACAAUGGACGUUUCGCUCAGAUAGUCUACCAGUGUCAACAAAGGCUAUGUAACAUAAACAUGAACAUGAACAUAUUAUACUAUAUACAGCCGUUUUUAUCUUCUCCAAACAAUCAUUCACAAACUGUUUAAGUCAAUAUACAAGAAAAAAAAAGUGUAGGAAAACACACGGAUGCACACACUGACUCAGACACACUACACAUAUAUGUCUUUUGCUUGUUUGUUUGUUUUAUAUAUAAAGAGGUUCAAUUUUUGUUUAAUCUAUCACAUUUGUUGUUGUUGUUGUUGUCGUAGUUAUUAUUAUUAUUUUCUACCAGUCGAUUUGAGAUGCAUCUUCAUCGUCGUCGGUAUCUUCAUUUUCAGAGGACGAUGCGGCUGUCUCGGAAGCAUUUUUUGGAGGUGCUGAACCAAGAAAAGAAAAAUUAGAUUUGUUGAACACUUUUUAAAAUAAUAAAAUUUGAUUACCCUUUG
This is a messenger RNA of Phycomyces blakesleeanus NRRL 1555(-), 1849 nucleotides long. RefSeq lists its product as hypothetical. Lineage: Eukaryota; Fungi; Mucoromycota; Mucoromycetes; Mucorales; Phycomycetaceae. Bases 22 to 1431 code for a protein of 469 amino acids. The transcript has a single exon. The record is from RefSeq and is a predicted model, not a curated record.